Molecule: messenger RNA, 2333 nt
Organism: Morus notabilis
Lineage: Eukaryota; Viridiplantae; Streptophyta; Magnoliopsida; Rosales; Moraceae
Product: DELLA protein GAI
Exons: 1
Coding region: 299-2068 (589 amino acids)
Biological process (GO): negative regulation of gibberellic acid mediated signaling pathway; regulation of reactive oxygen species metabolic process; jasmonic acid mediated signaling pathway
Cellular component (GO): nucleus
Molecular function (GO): DNA-binding transcription factor activity; sequence-specific DNA binding
Source: RefSeq, a predicted model, not a curated record
AGUACGCAGAAUCCCAAGAAUAGGAGAAAAUAAAAAAAAACUUCGGGGGAAAACAAAAAAAUAUCCCCAUUAUUAUGGCCCCCAUUUGUUCCUUAUCUCUUCCAUCGCUCAGCUCCCCCUGUUCCCCCUUUCCUCCAUCGAACCUUUCCCUCCCUUCUUCUUAUCGUUCUUUCCAAAAACCAACACCAGAAAAAUUUUUUUUAAAAAAAGUAAAAACAAAUAGAUGUAAAUAAAAAAACCCAUUUGUUUAGCAUGUAACUUUUCUCGUGGGUUUCUUUAGCUUUUGUUGUUCUGAUCAAUGAAUCAGAGAAAAAUGAAGAGGGAUCACCAAGAUAGUUCUGCUGGCUAUGGAGGUGCCAGCAACACUACUAUUGGAGCUCCUACUAUGAAAGGCCAAGGUGAAUGUUCUGAGUUUACAAACGGAAAGGCCAAGAUGUGGACACAAGAAGAGGAGCAAGAAGCCGGAGGAAUGGACGAGCUUCUCGCCGUUUUGGGCUACAAGGUCCGGUCAUCGGACAUGGCCGAGGUGGCCCAGAAGCUGGAGCAGCUGGAGAUGGUGUUGGGCUCGGCCCAAGAAGACGGAAUCUCCCAGCUCUCCGACACCGUCCACUACAAUCCUUCAGAUCUUUCAGGUUGGGUUCAAUCCAUGCUUUCCGAGCUCAACCCCCAAAUUGACGACAAUACUCUACUCUCCAAUAACCAGACUCCGAACACCAACCACAACCAAUCUCAUGUCGUUUUCCAUGACGAUUCCGAGUACGACCUCCGAGCAAUCCCCGGCGUCGCCGCUUUCCCACCGCCACGGCCACCUCCACCGCCGAGCGACGAACAACAAAACGCUCCGAAGCGCUUGAAGACGACGGCGGCGGCGGUCUCAAUCGAAUCUUCUUCUUCCUCUCCUUUGAAAACCGAAGUUUCCGAGUCUACUCGAGCCGUCGUCCUGUUCGACUCGCAGGAUGCCGGAGUCCGACUCGUCCACACUCUCAUGGCCUGCGCUGAGGCCAUACAGCAGGACAAUCUGAAGCUCGCCGACACACUGGUGAAGCACGUCGGACUACUCGCGGCGUCGCAGGCCGGCGCGAUGAGGAAGGUCGCGACCUACUUCGCCGAAGCCUUAGCGCGGCGAAUCUACGGAAUCUACCCUCAGGAGCUUCAGGAUUCUUCUUUCGCCGAUAUGCUCCAGAUGCACUUCUACGAGACUUGCCCGUACCUAAAAUUCGCUCAUUUCACCGCCAAUCAGGCGAUUCUUGAAGCCUUCGCGACUUCGAAUCGAGUUCACGUCAUCGAUUUCGGACUCAAAGAGGGGCUGCAAUGGCCGGCGCUGAUCCAAGCCCUAGCAUUGAGGCCUGGCGGGCCUCCGGCUUUCAGGCUCACCGGAAUUGGACCUCCGCAAUCGAACAACACCGAUCCGUUGCAGCAAGUCGGUUGGAAGCUCGCUCAAUUGGCGGAGACAAUCGGAGUCGAGUUCGAAUUUCGCGGAUUCGUGGCCAAUAGCUUGGCGGAUCUCGAACCUUCGAUGCUCGAUCUACAGCCGCCAGAGAUCGAGACCGUCGCCGUCAACUCCGUCUUCGAGCUUCAUCGCUUGUUGGCUCGUCCCGGCUCGAUCGAGAAGGUUUUGUCCUCAAUCAAAGCCGUGAGGCCGAAGAUCGUGACAAUCGUGGAACAAGAAGCGAACCACAACGGACCGGUUUUUCUAGACCGGUUCACGGAGGCUCUGCAUUACUACUCGACGCUGUUCGAUUCGUUGGAGAUAUCGCCGCCGAGUCGGGAUUUGAUGAUGUCGGAGGUAUAUUUGGGGAAGCAGAUAUGCAACGUGGUGGCCUGCGAGGGGCCGGACCGGGUCGAGCGUCACGAGAACCUGGACCGGUGGCGAGACCGAUUCGGAUCGGCCGGUUUCGACCGGGUCCACCUCGGUUCGAACGCGUUUAAGCAGGCGAGCAUGUUGCUUGCCCUGUACGCCGGCGGUGAAGGAUACAGAGUGGAGGAAAACGACGGGUGUUUGAUGCUCGGCUGGCACACGAGGCCACUCAUCGCCACGUCAGCAUGGCAACUCGCCGAUUUGGGAUGAGUCGACUCAGCUCGAUUUUCAUUGAGUUCAGAUGGGAGACCAACUCGGAAGGCCGGUUUGUUUGAAGACCAGACAGAACAGAACAGAACCCUAUGCGUCAGAUGAUCACUGAAUGUGAUGCUUUUGGGUUUGUGAAUGAGAGAGAGAGAGAGAGAGAGAGAGAGAGAGGGGUGAGGAGAGAGAAUUGGACAGUAAAACAGGUCCAAUCAAAACUGUGUAAAGAAAAAUCACUUUUUUUUUUUUUUUACCUUCUUAUCCUUCUACC